UGUUCUACUUCCAUCAUCCCCAGCAAUGGCGGUACACAACACGACGAUGCUUUUCCUGGGCCUCCUCUUGGCCGGAGCCAUCGCGGUGGCCGCCCAGAAUUGCGGCUGCUCUGCCGACCUCUGCUGCAGCAAGUACGGCUACUGCGGCACCGGCGACGACUACUGCGGCGACGGGUGCCGGUCGGGACCGUGCUACUCCUCCUCCACCCCCUCCAACGACGUCUCGGUGGCCGACAUCGUGACGCAGAGCUUCUUCGACGGGAUCAUCGGCCAGGCCGACGGCGGGUGCGCCGGCAAGAGCUUCUACACCCGCGACGCCUUCCUGACCGCAGCCGGCUCCUACCCGACCUUCGGCCACACCGGAACCGCCGACGACUCCAAGCGCGAGAUCGCCGCCUUCUUCGCCCACGCCACGCACGAGACCGGACACUUCUGCUACAUAGAGGAGAUCGACGGCGCUUCGAAGAACUACUGCGACGAGAAACGCACGGAAUGGCCGUGCGUUGCGGGGAAGGGCUACUACGGCCGCGGACCGCUCCAGCUCUCGUGGAACUACAACUACGGG
This is a messenger RNA of Musa acuminata subsp. malaccensis (wild Malaysian banana), 565 nucleotides long. Its product is annotated as chitinase 6-like. Lineage: Eukaryota; Viridiplantae; Streptophyta; Magnoliopsida; Zingiberales; Musaceae. The record is from RefSeq and is a predicted model, not a curated record. Gene Ontology annotation, biological process: cell wall macromolecule catabolic process; carbohydrate metabolic process; chitin catabolic process. Gene Ontology annotation, molecular function: chitin binding; chitinase activity.